AGGUGGGUGGGAGAGCCCAGCCGGGCCUGGAGAGGGGAUAGGGGGGAGUGUAGGAGGGUAGGGAUGGAGCUGAGAGUCCCCAGGAGGCGGGGGGCCCAGGAGCCUGUAGCUUCCUUCCUCCGGGACCCGAGCACAGGGCGCAUCUACAGGCGGGGGCGACUGCUGGGCACGGGUGCUUUUGGCAGAUGCUACAAACUGACCGACAUGUCGACCAAUAGAGUCUUUGCCCUCAAGGUGGUGCCCCGGGGAAGACUCGGUGGGCUGGACCAGUGGGGGAAGAGGGGACUACCUUCUCGCCGGCAGGUGGAACGGGAGAUUGAGCUCCAUAGCCAGCUCAGGCACCGGAACGUGGUUGGCUUCCACGGGCACUUUGCUGACCAGGACAAUGUCUAUUUGGUGCUAGAGUACUGCAGCCGCAAGUCCUUGGCCCAUGUCCUGAAGGCCCGGAAGACGCUGACUGAGCCUGAGGUCCGCUAUUACCUACGGGGCAUUGCAGCUGGCCUCCGCUACCUCCACCAGCAGGGCAUCAUCCACAGAGACCUCAAGCUCAGCAACUUCUUCCUUACCAAGAACAUGGAGGUGAAGAUUGGUGACUUGGGGCUGGCGACCAAAGUGGGGCCUGGGGGGCGCUGCCAUGGGGGGCUCUGUGGGACACCCAACUACCUGGCCCCAGAAGUUGUCUCCCGCAAGGGUCACUCCGUCCAGUCGGACAUCUGGGCUCUGGGCUGUAUCAUGUACACGGCGCUGACGGGCUCCGCCCCCUUCAAGGCUAGCCCACUGCCUGAAAUGUAUCAGAACAUCCGCGACGCCCGUUAUCCCGUGCCCACUCACCUGUCGCCCAAUGCACGGAGGCUCAUUGCCCGCUUGCUGGCCCCCAACCCCACGGACCGGCCCAGCCUCGACCAGGUCCUGGAAGAUGACUUCUUCACUCAGGGCUUCACCCCAGACCAGCUGCCUCCGCGCUCUUGCCACACAGCGCCCAUUUUCACCAUCCCCCAGCCCUUGGACAAACUCUUCCAGAAGGCCACCCAACUGUUCCUAGCCGUGGCCCAGCGCCGGACCCCGCGAUCAUUUGUCCCAAAGAUGCCAACAGUCCCAGCCCCUGAGGACCCCCAGAAGACUCCCAGGGAGGCAGGCAAUGAGGGCCUUUCCCACCCUCCCCAUAAGGCUGAAGCCCCUGAGGAAGAAGCUCAUCCCCAGGCACCCUACCUGGAGCCCCCCAUCCACGUCCUGCUCCGGAGGAGCCUCAGGGGUCGCCCUCCGGGCACAGAGGAGAGCCCGGGGAGCCCGGGGGAUGGGGUGGAGGUGGCCACGAGGCUCCUGCGGAAUUGCCUGGACUCGAUGCCCGCAGGGCAGCGGGAUCCCCCCGGGCAGCAGCGGCCGGUGCUCUGGGCCACCAAGUGGGUGGACUAUUCUAACAAGUACGGCUUUGGCUACGAGCUUUCCGACGGCAGCACCGGGGUCCUCCUGCGGGAUGGCACCCACGUCGCGCUCCAGCCGGCCUUGGGGUGCAUAAGCUACUGUCCGGUUCAGGGCGAGGCGGUGACCUUUACCUGGAGGGAGAUUCCCGACUCCCUGGCCACCAAGGUGGCCGUGCUGCAGCUCUUCACCCGCUACAUGCAGCGUUGGCUGUUAGAGGGUGGGAGUCUCCCUACGCAGCCCAGCCUCAAUCCUGGCCCGGGCUUCUCCCUGCUCCACUUCCUCAAGUCGGACCAGGCCCUGCUCCUGCUCUUCAGCGAUCAGACUAUGCAGGUCAACUUCUACCACGACCAUACCAAGCUGCUCCUGAACUGGGCCGGAGAAGAGCCCCUGCUAACCUACAUUGAUCAGGAGCGGCGGGCCACCUCGCACCCACUGGGCAUCCUGCAGGGCCAGGGCUGCAGCGAGCCCCUGCGCCAGCGCCUCUACUACACCCUCCACCUGCUCCAGACCCUCUAGCACCUUUCCUUGACCCUCCGGGAUGCCAAGGGGAGGAGGCAGGGGUCUGCGGGGCAGCUGUCUCCACCCCAAUGAUGAGAAGAAGUCAGAAAGGCUGCCGAGGAAAAACUGCAAGUAGGGAAGAGUCGGUGACCCGUGGACUAAGGGGGCAAAGAGCAGAGGAGGUACAGAGGGGCAUUAGCAGGUGCAGCUGGGAUGAGGGAUCUGGGGAGAAAUGGAAAAUAGGAGAGAUGCUUUGGAUGGUGAAAAGGAAGAUGAAGGCAAAAAGCUGGGGGGGGUGACAGGUGUAAGGAGAACUCUAAAGUUUAGAGUCAAGAGGAAGGACUAGACCCAGGACUAGAACCCAGGCUCCUCACUCACUCCAGGCUGCCCCUUCCAGGAAAACCAGCCGUUAAUGAGGGUGGAGUGAGAUGAGAGCCAAAAAUGAGGGCAAAAGCGAAGGCAAGUGGAACAAGGAGAGCUGGAGUUUCCUUUGGCCACCAUUGACCCACUGAGUUCCAGGCUGGUAUUCAGCCCGGGCUGAAAAAACACCCCCAAACCAAAAUGAAAUUCAAAGGCAGAAUGUAAAGCUCUGCUCUUGGGUUCAAAAAGGAACUACACAAGAAUAAGAUGGGGGAGAUGCAGCCAGAAAGAUCACGUGGAGAGGAUCUGGGGGUUUCAAUGGACUACACAGUUCAUAUGAAGCAACACAGACAUUGCAGCCCCCAAAGCUUGACAGUCUUGGGCUGUCCAAGAGAGAAAGGGCAUCGAGAAGGAAGAAGGCAGGAGACAUGCGGCUUCCUGCCUUGGUCAGAUAUCUAGAAGACAGUGUUCAGAUUUAGGAAGGGCAUUGGUAAGUGGGAGCUCGUCCGAAGGAUGGACAGCAGUGAAAGGCCUGAAAGUUUUGUCAUGCCAGAUCAGCUGAAGGAACUCGGGGAUGUUGGUCAGUGGAGGAUGAGGCGCAUGACAGUUAUUUGGGGCUUUCCCCCCAGUAUCUGAAGGCUUGUUAUGUGGAGCAGGGGCGAUUGCCUUAUUUCAGAAUCGUUCUGCCUGCCCUUGGAGGGCAGACCUAAGAGCGUUGAAUGGAAGUUUUGGGAAGGAAAUUUAGGAGGAAUCUGUCCGAUGGAUUGCUCCAGAGGUGGGGGGGGGUGCUUCUUGUUGGGGAUAUUGUCACAGAUUCAUCUUACAGGAAGGGGUCCUCCGAAGUUUCCCCCAACUCUGUGAUCUUAUGGUUGUAAUGUGGGAGAGGGGGUGAUGGGCCCUGCCCCUGCUGGAUCUGGCCUGGGGCAGGCAGGCACAGGCCAGGAGGCCCAGGUGGGAGCUGCAAUGGGCUCAAGGCGCUGGACUGAGUGUCUCCUAAAUGAUCUUUUUCAUUAAAGAACAAAGCUGGGA
Molecule: messenger RNA, 3309 nt
Organism: Antechinus flavipes (yellow-footed antechinus)
Lineage: Eukaryota; Metazoa; Chordata; Mammalia; Dasyuromorphia; Dasyuridae
Gene: PLK5
Product: polo like kinase 5 (inactive)
Exons: 15
Coding region: 64-1938 (624 amino acids)
Biological process (GO): mitotic cell cycle; regulation of cytokinesis; protein phosphorylation
Cellular component (GO): nucleus; cytoplasm; centrosome
Molecular function (GO): protein serine/threonine kinase activity; protein binding; ATP binding
Source: RefSeq, a predicted model, not a curated record